AUGGGUACCUACCGGCAUGAGCCAUCUAAAAAAUUAGAAAUUUCAAAACGGGAUCAUAUUGUGGAUGAGAGUAAUGAAGGGGUUGUGAAAAUUAACGAAGUUGAGGUGGAACUGGUGGAGUAUAAUUCUUCUAGAGUGCUCAAAGCUGAAGAGGUUGAGAUCUUGCAAUUCGGAAAAAACUAUAAUCAAAUUGAUGAAUCUGGUAGGAACGAAGAUAUCGGUGAAAAAAACAAGGACUUGUUGGAGGAUGAGGAUGAUUGGGAGGAAAUAGAAAGAACUGAUUUGGAGAGGAGUUUUGGUGCUGUUGUUGUAUUUGUCGGAUCCAGGAUCAACGAUAAUAGUCUCAGUAAUGAAGUGAAGAUGAAGCUUCAUGGGUUUUGGGUAUUCUUCGGAACUCUGUUUUUGAAGAGGGAUUGGAGACACGCUUACUUUCUUUAUAUGUGGAUGGGAUUGUGGAUAAGAUGUAUGUAG
This is a messenger RNA of Vigna unguiculata (cowpea), 471 nucleotides long. The record is from RefSeq and is a predicted model, not a curated record. NCBI's taxonomy places the organism in Eukaryota, Viridiplantae, Streptophyta, Magnoliopsida, Fabales, Fabaceae.